Populus trichocarpa (black cottonwood) is the source of this 1215-nucleotide messenger RNA. Its product is annotated as heavy metal-associated isoprenylated plant protein 7. Gene Ontology annotation, molecular function: metal ion binding. Lineage: Eukaryota; Viridiplantae; Streptophyta; Magnoliopsida; Malpighiales; Salicaceae. The record is from RefSeq and is a predicted model, not a curated record. Bases 292 to 1095 code for a protein of 267 amino acids. The transcript has 5 exons.
AAUGUUACCCUCAUGAAGGACAUUCAGGAGGAAAUGAAGGGCAGUCUAUGAGAGGCUGAGUCAGCUAAAGGACAUAAUCUACUCUGCAUUAAACAAAUCCCCAUCAGAUUUGCAGAAUCCCCCACCUUCCAUAAAUGUGAGGUCCUCCACCACAGCCACUUAGAGAGAGGGGGAGAGAAAAGCUAGAAAUCAUUGCUCAUUGUUACUGAAUAUACUGAGUGUGUGUAUGCAUAAGUAACUCCAUUUGUCAAUAGCUUCUGAAGUGGAGAGUACUUGAGAAUCAUCUCAGAAAUGGGUGAAGAGAAAAAAGAGGAAGAAAAAAAGGAAGAGGCUAAGGAAGAAGAGAAGAAGGAAGAAAAGAAAGAGGAAGAGCCUCCAGAGAUUGUGCUCAAGGUUGAUAUGCAUUGUGAAGCUUGUGCUAGGAAAGUUGCAAGAGCUUUGAAAGGAUUUGAAGGAGUGGAGGAAGUAACCACAGAUAGCAAAGCAAGCAAGGUGGUGGUGAAAGGCAAAAAAGCAGACCCCAUAAAGGUAUGUGAGAGGUUGAGAAAGAAAAAUGGGAGGAAAGUGGAGCUAAUUUCACCCUUACCAAAACCACCCGAAGAGAACAAAGAAGAAAACAAAGAUCCACCCAAGGAAGAAGAGAAAAAGGAUGAGCCUCCUCCUGUUGUAACAGUGGUCUUGAACGUUAGAAUGCAUUGCGAAGCAUGUGCUCAAUCGCUACAAAAGAGAAUUCGAAAGAUCAAAGGUGUAGAGUCAGUGGAAACAGACCUAGCCAAUGGUCAAGUAGUAGUAAAAGGGGUGGUUGAUCCAUCGAAGCUGGUGGAUGAUGUGUACAAGAAGACUGGAAAGCAAGCUUCCAUAGUGAAAAAUGAAGAGAAGAAGGAGGAAGAGAAGAAGGAAGAAGAGAAGAAAGAAGAGAAGAAGGAAGAAAAAGAAGGAGAAAAGAAAGAAGGAGAAGAAGAGAAGGAAGGGGAUGAUAAGAAACCAGAUAUCAAGAAAAGUGAAUAUUGGCCAUCAAAGUACUACUCUGAUCAGUAUGCUUAUGCUCCUGAAUUUUUCAGCGAUGAAAACCCUAAUGCUUGCUCUAUUAUGUAGCUAAUAAUUAAGAUUGCCCUUUUCGUGAACCUUUAAAUUAGUUUAGCUAAUGUUAAUCAUAAUAAUGUUAGCAAUUUUGCCAUGUAUAAUAUGGUAUGGUAAUAAGAUAUUCAAGCACAA